AUGGCGGCCCUGAGGCUCCUGGUGCUGUGCGCUCCCAUGGCCCAGGGCAUCGCCCUGGGCUCUGGGGCCUCGAGGAAGGACACCAGCCAGAGCGCCAACGCCGAGAAGCGCGCCGCGGCACUGGCUGCGCGCGUGUCUCAGUACGAGCAGGCCAUCGAGUACCGCGCCAACCUGUCCAAGGGGCCCCUGCUCGUGCCGCCGCACGUGUCCGUGCCCGCCGCCGGCAAGCCCAGCCUCCUGGGCCUGGACUCGGCCCUGAGUGGUGAGUUCCAGCCCUCGGCGGAGUUCGAGAACGAGGGCAAGGCCGCGCAGGAAUCCGAGCUGCCCUGGGGCGUCGGAACGCCCCGCACUGGUGACUCGUGGCCCGUCCACGAGUACUCGGCCAUGCACAUGCUCGACGUCCCCCACUGGGUCGAGUACAGCUUGGAAACUGGGGACAACAUCCAGACCUUCAGCAACGCCUGGCAGGAUGUCAAGCUCAUCACGCAGGUGCUCGAGAACGUCACCAACGGCUUCUACCUGGACACCCACGGCGGGGAUGGCGAGACGCACAGCUACACUCUCUUGCUGGAGCUCACUGGCUGGCGUGGCCUCAUCCUGGAGCCUCAAGUCUACGAGUUCGCAACGCUGUGGGGCAAGAUGCGUAAGGCGUGGAUUUUCCUUGGGUGUCUAUCCCCCACUGGGAACGCCACGAAGCUCGGCUUCGACACCGCUGGCGUACUCGACAUGGAGAGUGGUCACCAGAUCCACGCCUACAAUUUGCCCACCUUCAUGGAAGAGCUGGGUGGUCGCAAGACCAUUGAUUUCUGGGCCGUCCACAACGGUCACUAUGAGGCAGAGGUCCUGAACGAGACUUUCUUCUAUUCGGGGAAGAACAUCGAAUUCGGGGUCGUCCUGGUCCGCUUCGAUGGCCGUCGGUCGGGUCGUGGCCACCAGUGGUUCGCUCAGCACAGGUCCAAGGACGAAACCGAAGAGCUCAUCUUUGAGAUCAUGCACAACGCCUCCUUCAAUUACAUCGGUGGCCUUGACGCCUAUUGGAUCAACUACGUCGAGCCGCGCUUCCAUUACAAUGACCAUGUGUGGGUGAACCCAGCGUACUUCGAGAAGCGCGGCCUUCCGGUCCCCACAUGGUGCAAGUCGGCGCCCCCGCCCGCGCUGAGGUACCCCCGCCCGGGCCACCGUGACGUCCCUGGACUGGACAACCUUGAGCAGUGGACAGGCUCGGGAGCUUCACCGGGGCCGCACGUGUACGGACACGCGACCGACAAGACGGCGGGGGCCAUCCCCUUCGGCUACGGGACCCCAGGGAUCCCCUACGGGCCGUCCUCGCGCAACCCCUGGGGCAUCGACCACCAGGAGUACGACAACCCGGCGUACAUGUCCCUCGGCGGCAGCAACCCCACGAUCCCGGGGCCGGAGGGCGGCGGGGGCACGUGGGACCCCCGCUGGAAGUGGGACGCUGGCUACACCUACGAGGAGGAGACCAGCAAGAUGAUCGCUUACAUCGCCAAGGCGAAGGAGAGGACGCGGCGGCCACGGAGCCCGUGGCCAAGGCCCACCGUGUGUCCUACACCCGGCUGACGUCGGUGGAGGGCCGCUGAGAGCGCUUCCGCCCGCUCGUCGCGCUUUCGAUGCGGCGGGGUCCUCCAACCUCGCCUGCUCGGACCCCGAUUCGGCGGCCUCUGCCCGCGCGGGCGCGCCCCGCGCGGAGCGUCUCCCCCAGGGCUCCGCGCAGCUCGUGGGGGCCGCAUAAUCCUGGAACCGUCAGCAGAGUGCGCGAGGCUGCGACCAAGCGGCGGCGUGCCCCCCCGCGGCGAACGCGCACAAGCGCUGCUCCGGGAACUGUCGGAGGCCUGCGCGGUGUUGCCUCGGGUCAGCACUUCGGGUGCUGCCAGAGGCAACCCCGAGCACCGGGCCUCUGCCCCCCCUGCCGCCUGCAGGGGGAGGGGUCCGCGUUGAUGCGUCUGCGCGGGCCCACGACGGUUUGGGUCUGUGCCACUUUUGCGCGUUCUCUAUGCGACCAAGAAUGUUUGCUCUACAUGCAUGUCGGGACCG
Molecule: messenger RNA, 2055 nt
Organism: Prorocentrum cordatum
Lineage: Eukaryota; Dinophyceae; Prorocentrales; Prorocentraceae
Source: the annotation of a GenBank genome assembly